Molecule: messenger RNA, 3452 nt
Organism: Anopheles funestus (African malaria mosquito)
Lineage: Eukaryota; Metazoa; Arthropoda; Insecta; Diptera; Culicidae
Product: scavenger receptor class B member 1
Exons: 5
Coding region: 955-2553 (532 amino acids)
Cellular component (GO): cytoplasm; membrane
Molecular function (GO): scavenger receptor activity
Source: RefSeq, a predicted model, not a curated record
CGAUCCCUUUCCGUUGCUAGUAUUGACUUUCUGGUAUAAGCCUUUUAAGGCACCAUACGAAGAUCGUUAAGUCAAGUCGUUAAGUAGAAGAUCGUUAAUUCAAGACGAAUUGAUUACGACAAUUUUGAAGAUGUUUAUGCUGUUCUAUCACCAGGUCACGCAUGUUAGCUCACAACUAGGCUAUUUAUGACAAUUUCGUCUGCCAUUUUGGUAUACGAAAGAAAAUGAUCGAUUCCAGUUUAGAUUCGAAAUCAAAAAACUUAAUGAUCCAUCGCAAUACGCAUUGCAUUGAUGAUUGAUUCUUUUGGUACACAAUGAUCUUUAUAAACUGAUUAAAAACAUAUUUUUUUGUUUCUUUACUGUACCCAUACCACAUAAGAGCACUAUAUUAUUACAGUAUUUGAAAAAUCAAUUCCGAAAGACAUGGUACAAAUUGUCUCACAUGUAUAUGCUAUCCGAUCGCUGGAAGAGUCGCUGUCCUCAGCGCUAUCGCAGCCACGAUGGGAAAGACCCUCGGUUGGUGUUUGUGAGUGAAGGGCUCAUCAAUCGAUGAUCGCUUAAUUCCAUGCUGCGAGCUAUUUCUUUUCCCUUCUUGUGCAGUUAUCAGUCGGGCCUGACCAAUACAAACAUAGUUCCCCCCUUAGCAAGCGAUAAGGCAUCGGGGUGCGUUAACGCCGAGACCGCUAGAGGAAGAAAGCAUCAAAAGUGCUCAAAUAAUAGAUUAAGGACUUCAGUCUAGUGCGGCGACUCGACAAGUGCGCGGUUUUUGUGUGAUAGUUUAGUUCUUCUUGAAGGCCCUCGUUGAUUAAGGGCACAAUAGGAAGGAAGUGCCUUCGAAACCGUUGACUGUGCAGCUGUUAGGUUAAGCGCGGUGUGGCCGUUAGUGGACGUGUAGCGACAAUACCGUAUGGUACCGAAGAGAUACACGUUUUCGAACCGCAUUCGUACACCAACAUGCCCGAGAUGGUUGCUUUCAAUAGCCCAGAGACGGUCAUCCCGACCACCUCCGGUACCGAUCGACCAAGGAAACCGCUCAAGAGGAGAACGAGUGCAUUGAAUACCAUAUUUUAUUACCUCGGUCUAGAGCAGCGAACCGGUGAAGAUGCCAAAGAAAACCAGUGCAUCCGAAUACUUAUAUUUGCCAUUCUAUUUGUAGUAUUUGUAGCAAGUGCAAUUGGAUUCUUCAUCAUGUGGUGCACUAACAUGUACAACGAUUCCCUACUAAAGCAAUUAAUACUUAGAGAAAAUUCCACUGCAGCAGAAUGGUGGGCUAGACCACCGGUAUACCCGUUACUUAAGGUGCACGUAUUUAACUACACUAAUGCGCAGGAGUUCCUUGACGGUAAAGCAACCAAGCUUAAAGUGGAAGAUUUAGGCCCGUACGUUUACAAGGAAACGGCAAAGAAAGUGAACGUGACGCAUAAUGGUGAUGGAACCAUCUCAUACCGGGAGUAUCGCGACAUACAGUACCUGCCGGAAGAGUCUAAAGGCAAACCGUUCGAUCAGGUCGUGGUACCGAACGUAGUGUUUCUUACCGGAGUUUCCAAGAAACGGCAAGAAGGAACGUGGAAUCAAAUCACCUUUAAUGUGGCCGCUAGUUCGGCUGGAUCAUCCGCGUUCAUCAAGAAACCGGUGGAAUCCUUGCUCUGGGGAUACGAAGACGAAUUGCUAAGUCUCGCCAAAUCAAUGUUUGGCAAUGAAAUUGAAACUUCCAUGUUCGGCAUGCUAAUGACGCGCAAUGGUACCAGUGCGGAGAAUUUUACUGUCUUUUCUGGCGAAUCUAGUUUGCAGCAAUUGGGCAUUAUCAAACAAUUGGAUGGAAAACCAAGGCUGGAUCUCUGGCAUACGGAUGAGUGUGAUCAUGUCGGCGGAACCGAUGGGUCCCAAUUUCCACCCCAUCUGAUGGACCGCAAACAACCGCUGAAGGUGUUUAUCAAGUCACUGUGCCGAAAGUUCCCGCUCGCGUACGAUAGUGAGGUGACAGCACUCGACGGUAUUCCGGCGUGGCGGUACAAAAUUCCAACGAACGUAUUUUCGCAUCCCGACGAACACAUGCCAAACCAUUGCUUUUGCCAUCUCGAGUCCGGAUCGUGCCCACCGAGUGGAUUGUUUAACAUUACCGGUUGUUCGAUGGGUGCGCCCAUCUUUGCCUCGUUUCCGCAUUUCUACACCGGCAAUCGAAUGUUAGUCGAGUCGAUUGAAGGUUUGGAACCGGUGCAGGAAAAGCAUGAAACAUACGCCGACAUUCACCCACGGUUAGCUUUUCCGAUUGACGGUGCGUCACGGUUUCAGAUCAACGUGCAAGUGCAGAAGGCAGCCAUGAUAUCGGGGCUGGAAAAGUUUAACGAAGGCCAGUAUUUACCGGUGAUCUGGUUGGAAGUUGUGCCGGGCAUUAUUUCGGACGAACUGCGCGCCAUGAUCUAUCACAGCACGUACAGUGCUAAUGCCAUCCAGAUGUCACUGCGCGUCGGUACGCUGGCGAUCUUCGUGCUAUCAUUUAUACUGCUCAUUGCCAAAUGUUACUACCAGGCAAGAAGUUCCAGGAAAAAGUAAUGCUUAGCGUCUGCCGACUCAUGACUUGACCGUACACCGAAACGCUAGUUUCGUAAAGCCGCGUGGAGCUUCACGCCGAAAAAGCUCCUUUCCCACAUUUCACUAAUGAAUACUCACAAAUUCGCUGAGCGUAACGGGCAAGAUCCGUUCGGUAAUCGUCCGUCUCCCGUACACAUCGUAUGCCCUUCUGCAGUAAUAGCAUAGGAUUUUUCGCUCGUAACAAAGUACGUUCAGAUUGUUCGAAUGAUCGAUAGCAGAUUGUUUGAUACGCAGCUACAAGUGCCCUCGUUAGACGUUUUUUGCCUUUUUUGUUUUUUGUUUUAUUAUCUUAAGAUGAGCUUUAGGGUUCUCAUAGCCCUGGCUGCCUGCUAUUCUCUUCGCGUUAGUGCGCAACUAGAUGUGCCAGUUAGUAAGAAAUAAGUUAGAAUACGUUUUACGUAGUGUAUCUGUUUUGUUUUGUGUGUUUGUGUGUGUAUUUUUUUUUUAUUUGUUGCCGUAUCUUGUAAAUUAACUCCAUCCCUUUCUGCGUCUUUGCCCGAUCUAGCCUACAUCCGUGUAUGUAGUACGAUCACAUACCUGCUUCUACCACUUGCACCGAUAUGCAUGCGAACGGAGGAAAAAAUCGCUUUAGAACGUGCUUCGAUGCGCUGCAUUGCAUCGCUACACUGCAGUUGUAGCACCGGGGGGAGGAUCGUACUAGCUAAGCUAUUAGUGGGGCAGAUUGUUUCAGUACUGCGUAUUACGGUGCCCGAACCCGGGCCCCGUUCAAUUUGCCGCUGAGAACCGUUUGGUGGCGGUCUGAUAGUAGAUAAUGAUAAUAGCAAAGCCGUUUUGCCGUAAGUGACGUACCAUGUUGAAGGCAAUAAAACAAAUUCCGUUGCUGAUGUGUAGAUGUAAAA